GAGCCGUUGUAGCAUCACGUUUGUUCAUUCAGCGCUCGAGAGCAGCCGACUAGUUUCGAGUUUCGAUACCCCGUACAGAAGCAAAUCCACGAUGUCGCAAACUGUUACCAUCACCGAAGCGAAUCAGCUGGAAAUACCCAUCGAGGAUCCAGCCAACGACGAAAUCGGGAGCAAAUAUCUCUGUUUGACAAUACUAGGCUACAAACGGCAUGACCUCACCGACCAGGAAUAUAGACACCACAUGAACAAGAUCUCAGCUCCGCUGACCAAGGAUCUUAUGGCAAAAUAUGGCAUUAAACGAUGGACACAAGUGCACAAUACAACAAAGACGCGAGCUCUCAUGAACCACAUUAUGGAUCGUCAGAUGAAGAAUAUUGCCGAUUAUGACUGCUUCAGCCAGGUCACUUUCAACAGUAUUGAGGAUUAUAAGAAUAUCAAGAAUGAUCCUUGGUACAAGGAACAUUUGGUCGGUGAUCAUGAACGUUUUGCAGAUACGCAGAGAAGCAUGAUGACGAUAGGAUGGAUUGAAGAGUUUAUUCACGACGGUACACCAUGCGACAAGCUUGAAUUUCCAGAAUGAUUGGACAGUCUGCCUCUGCUGUUGACGACUUGACAUGUAGAGAAGAACGAUUUUCGUCAAUCAAGUCUUCGAUCUGAGAAGUAACACAAAUGU
This is a messenger RNA of Cercospora beticola, 673 nucleotides long. Its product is annotated as EthD domain-containing protein. NCBI's taxonomy places the organism in Eukaryota, Fungi, Ascomycota, Dothideomycetes, Mycosphaerellales, Mycosphaerellaceae. The record is from RefSeq and is a predicted model, not a curated record. Gene Ontology annotation, molecular function: oxidoreductase activity.